Ambispora leptoticha is the source of this 435-nucleotide messenger RNA. NCBI's taxonomy places the organism in Eukaryota, Fungi, Glomeromycota, Glomeromycetes, Archaeosporales, Ambisporaceae. The record is from the annotation of a GenBank genome assembly.
AUGCAAACAAAACCUUCUGUGACCUUUUUCCUUAUCUUUACGAUUUUUCUUCUGGCUUCAACGCAAGCAGAUGAAUUCAAACCACCCACCUAUAAUGGUAAAUUCAAAUACACGAUAAACGAACCGACGUCGGGUCAAGAGUAUAAUAGCCCACAAAAGAGCAUUACACUCGACUAUACUUUUGAAACAAAAUUACCAAAUGAAAUCACCUUAUUGGAUAUUUAUAUGCUAACUAGUAGGAAUGAAACGAUUAAGACUCUUAUAAAGAAUGCUAAUACAACUGAAGGCAAUCAUCGUUUUGCAGAAGAUUUCCCGGAUCAAUUGCCGUGCGAUACUUAUAUUAUUAGAUUCAAUGAGACUAAAAAUACCGGUAUUUAUUGGAGUACUGCAUAUUUGUUAACCGAUAUUCCAAUAAAAUAUACAUGUAAUCAAUAA